UUGUGAAUAACGUGACGUAAGUUUGUUUAUCGGUAUCUCAAUGAUCUUGAGGAGAAGUGAAUCCUGAUUUGAAGUUUUAUAAAACAUCCUCUCAAAAUCAGUAUUUUUAAACAGGCAUGGCUUCAAAGCAAGAGAAUUUCAAAGUGUUUUUCGAGUUGCUUAGUAAAUGCCCAUCAAAUAGAAUGGAAAAAUUAUUUCAUCAUUUCAUCGAUGUCUUUUGUGGCCAGCAAUGUAGUAUAUAUGAAGACUAUGCUGACAUUUGGUCACUGGAAGAAUGGUGGGAUUUGCUUCAGGAAAGUAAACACUUCUUUAAACUGCAUCAAAAUUCUGAUAUCAAAAUCACCGAUCUUCUUUCAUCCCUGCCUACAGAAACACAGAAUAUUCUUAAAGAUUGCCUUGAGGUACGCUGUACUGAUUUAAAAAAGACUCUGAUAGAAAAAAGUCAUGCAGUGUCUCCAGCAUUUCUCAAUAAUUUUGAUUGGAAACUUAAGUUGACCCUUGCAAGUGAUAAGAUGGCACAGAUUAAUGAGCCUAGACUACUUUUAGAUCUUGAUAUAAUAGGUGACUAUGAUAAGUUACUUUGUUUAGAUUUAUCAAAAAAGGAACUGAAGACACUUAUAGAUUCCAUGGAAAAGGCUAAUAAGGCACUUAUGGAUUAUAUCAUUGAAUAAAUGAAGUUGCUACUGUUGCAAAUUUGUAAAUCGAUUAUAAUAAAGGAUGCUGACCAAUUACUUUAUAAAUUUUAUGUAUAAAUAUUUCAAUGCCAUAUGUUAAUGUAUGUAAAAUAUUUCAAAUCUUAUAAAUAAAAUAUUUAUUUUUUGAACAAAACAA
Stegodyphus dumicola is the source of this 831-nucleotide messenger RNA. Its product is annotated as COMM domain-containing protein 8-like. NCBI's taxonomy places the organism in Eukaryota, Metazoa, Arthropoda, Arachnida, Araneae, Eresidae. The record is from RefSeq and is a predicted model, not a curated record.